This is a messenger RNA of Dentiscutata heterogama, 360 nucleotides long. Lineage: Eukaryota; Fungi; Glomeromycota; Glomeromycetes; Diversisporales; Gigasporaceae. The record is from the annotation of a GenBank genome assembly.
AUGAGUUCUCAAGAACGUCAAAAUCUCCAGCAAAGCCAAAACCCCAAACAAAUCAAAAACAUAUUGAAAUUUUCAUCUCUAAAAAAAAUGAGUUCCCGAACGCGUCAAAAGUUAAUAUAUGCCGGAAAAUCAUUUGAAGAAAUUUAUUUGUAUGUUCAUACUACUCUGGGAAACUACUAUGCGCUAAGAUCAAUUGAUCUUAGCCAAGCGGCAUAUACCGUGGAGUAUUUGACUUUCCCAUUGAUCGCUAAUGAAGCCAAAGAUUUAUUAAAAUUAAAAGAAUUGGUCUUUAAAAGUGCCCAAGAGCUGGGAAUCAACAUCGAAGGGUCAUCCGAAGUGGAAUUGAUUCCAAAUUUAUAG